Molecule: messenger RNA, 5986 nt
Organism: Porites lobata
Lineage: Eukaryota; Metazoa; Cnidaria; Anthozoa; Scleractinia; Poritidae
Source: the annotation of a GenBank genome assembly
AGAAUACAUCUUUCUCAAACUGUUGUCUCCUUUUAACAGUGAAUGAUUAUUAUUAUCGCCAUUGCUGGUCAGUAGAACAUCAGGGCUUGGUUGGGAAGCUGUGAAUGUUACUCGUUGUAUUUGUCGACGACUUUGAUGCAGUUAAGAAUAUUUACAUCGUUGGUAACAGUUUUCCAAUUUUUGAUCGCCUCAUCGUUUGGAAAUGAUUUCGUAAUCUACAGAAACAGAUCACGGACGAAUCAAAUUUGGGAGAGUUGGGACUCUUUUAGGAUUCCAUCUUCGACAUGUCAACAAACAACUCCAGGAGAUCGAUGUGUUCCAUUUGCUGCAGAUAUAGAUAGCAAGAGAAACUGUUCUUGUUUGUGUCAAUCAGCUGACACUUCCACAUUUGUUUUUCAUGAAGGACAAUGGACUUGUCUUGAAAAUUUGAGAGUUAGAGACCUUCAUGGCGGUAAGGCAGAAAAUCCAUACUGAAGUUGUUGUUAAAUGGGAAUUUAGAGCCUAGAUUAUCCGCGGUGAUUUCACUGCAUUUGAUGCAUUCUCAUUAUUCAAAACGCCCUACAAGUCUUGACUUUCAUUCCCAUCUGGAAUUCCAGAUGCCAUAUGAGCAAGAAAAAGCUACAUUAAAUGCCGAUUUAUGUAUUUUAAACAAAUGGCUUUCAACUGUUAAACCUUAAUCUUCAAUGACCGGAAGGGCAGGAAAUAUUGCUUUCAUCGUAAUUGGGAAAUAGUGUGUUUUCUAACGGCUGGCCUUUUUAAAUUACAUUUAUUUAUUAGACUGCGGCAACACUGACUACUUGCUAUCAGAGGUAGACCAUCUUCCACCUCUUGAUGACUGGAAGGGCAGGAAAGAUUGCUUUUAUUUUAAUUGUGGGAUGGUAUGUUUUCUAACGGAUAAUCAUUUUUAAAUUCCCAGAGCCCUGCAGUAACACUCACUACUUGCUGCCAGAGUUAGACCAUCUUCCAGAUCCUCCGUUGUCAGCAUUGAGUGUGGGUGACGUCAUCCCUACUGAUAUUUUACACGGUCUGGAUAUUCAACACUGCGAUGUCAAUCCCAAUUCGUCUUGGUAUCUUGGUUGUAAUGGGAAGCUACUUUUUUCGAGUCAGCAUCGGCGCAAGAUUGGGGAGUUGUUUGCCUUUAAAUUUAAUAGUACAGUCAGCUCCAUGUACUUUGUUCUCGAGGUAUAGUGAAGAGUCAAAUGUAGUUAGUUGUUCUCUUUGUUCCAAUUUCAGCGCUUUUAAUUAUUGCACGUGGUUUUAGAAAUGCUACUGGACCAACAGAACAUCUGGUAUAAUAGUUUCGUUUCAAUUUCUUUAGAUAAAUCAUCCAAUCUUUCCCCCUAAGGUUUGCCGCUCAUUUUCUUGCUAUUAGAUUUAUUACCAUUCUUAAACUGUCUCCUCACGGUCAACUUUCUAUCGAAGACGGGCACCUUCCAAAAUCGACGAACACCUUGACUCGUGGAUACCUUUCUAGGCAGGGAGUUGACCCUUGGUCAAAGAGCUGUUAACUUUAUCAUAGGUGUUAACGUCCACAUAUUUACGCUUAUGUCUGUCUUAAAUUAACCUGAGAGACUAUCUUUAGUUUGCAUCAACCCAGAAUAUACAUAAAGCUGGACUAAAGGGCUUUAUCUUAAGUUCGUGGAUUAGUAAAAUAUUUUUGCCUUUUUUAAAAUGCAAACAAUAAACGGUGUAUCAUCAUGUGCCAUGAUAUAGGUCAAACGUGGAGUACAAAACGCUGAAUUAUUACAAGGAAGAGUGAUUAACCUUGGCAUUCUAUGCCACGAAUUCGGGGGACAUCAAUAUCACGGCUGCAUACAGAUCAAAUUAAAGGGAAAGUUAACAUGUGAGUGACCAAGGAUUGCCAUUAUUCUGUUAAUUACUGUUAUAAAAGAUAAAGUCGAAGUUUGGUCGCUAGGUAACUAGUGAGGUAAAAGUGCAAUAAAACCGUCUUAAUUUGAGAAGAACAUAUAUAUUCGCAAUGUUGAAAUAAGUUAGUCAUGGGUAUAUGUUCUUGGGGCGUAUAGUACCAUGUGCAAAUAGGAUAAGAAAGGUGUGGUGUCUCUGCAUGAAUAGGGGGUGAAAGCCACUGAAACACAAGCAGUUUGAUAAUCAGGUUAAUACCAAUAAGUGGAGCGUGCUCUUGGGUGAAGGUUCUGGGUGAUAUAGUAAAGAAUAUUAAUUAAAACAACAAGUUUAGGACCCGUUACAGAGGCAGGGAAAGGGCAAACAUCAUUUAAUUGUUUCCUUUUUUAUUUCUAAUAAGGUCCUGUGAUGGUGCCCAAUUUACAACCGCCUUCAUCGGCGAUGCCAAAGAACACAUCUACCAGAGCGGCGUCGACGUCUUUAAAAAUGGGUCUUACAACCUCAAUAAUUGUUUCUGCUUCCUCGACAGGGUCGAUCUCUUCAAAACCUAUUUCCACAACCUCGAUUAUAGCUUCUGCAAACUCCACAGGAAUUCACCCAACCUCAACGGUAUUCCGUCCAACUUUGAUGGCUACGCAGACUUUUCCCAACCCUUCACAGACCAUUCUGGUAGCCCGACACACUGUUACUAGGUCUACAACCUUGCAAUCGAGUUUAGUUUCUGCCAACACGGCAGAGUCAGUCUCUUCAAAAAUAAUUCACACAACCACGAUAAUAGCUUCUCCAACCUGGACAGUAAUACGUUCAACCUCCAUAGUGAUUCGUCCACCCACAAUACCUACACGGGUUUUCUCCAGUCCUUCACAGACUAGACUCAAACUCUCUUUUACUCGGUCUAUAGUAUCGCUGCCGUCUGCAAAUCACGCAACCCCAAAAGUGAAUCGUCCAUCCUCGAUAGAUACGCGGAUUACAUCCAGCACAUUACAGACCAGUUUCAAAUUCCUCAUUAUUACUCGGUCCAGAGUCUUGCACCAGUCGACAUUUGUUUUGCCUUCAAAUGUAAGUAUACUAGUGUACUUUAUCCAAAGGCAGCUUUUCUCAAUUCACCCUUCACAACUCUCCAGGUUCAUCAAUAAGUUGCCAGGGCCGUCCUCAAACUUUUCUACUGGUUAAAUUCCUCAAACUUUCUUAAGAGGUUCUUUUAAAGUCAAAGAUUUUAGGUCAUCCUUAAACUCCUUCAGAUGAGGGAAUCACGUGCAACUCCAUCACUUGAUAAAGAUUCCACGAUGGAAUCGAAAGCUUUUGUAUGCUUAUAAGUUUUCAUCCCGAGUUUUCAGACCUCUUUGCUGCUUUAAAUAUCAUUCCAGGAUUAAGUAACUCUCUCUUCGCUAAUAUUCCGUCAGGGAAAUUCCUAUAUUGAUAAAAAUGAGGUUUCUCCUGAUUCAUGUGAGUCGAAAACGAUCUAACCCAACUCACUCCAAAUGGCAGCCAAAGGAAAAGACUUACCAAAAAAAGGCUUCUUAUAAAAACCUAAGAAAUAAAUAGUACUAACACAAACGAAACAAAUAGUCUGGCCAUAAUUUGGUCUGGCGCCAUAACAUGGCGUGAAGUGUUGCUAACCACCCCGUUGAUGUAAAAUUGUGAAGAUACCCACUGACAACUUGUCUCCCAAAUGCUCGCUAAACAAGAGUGUAAAUUCUAGCCGACGAAUGAGAGAUUAUGGAAGGUUUUGGACAUCAUAACUAUUUCCCAACUAGUUUUUAACUUUCUGAAUUAAGUAGAAGAGAAAGUAAUCAAAUUUGCUUCGUUGGCAUAAAAUGUAAAUGUACAUCCAAUAAACACUAAGUUACUUAUGGCACAUUUGGUAGCUGAUAAUGAAAUAGACACUUGUAUGGCUAGCGUAGUUUAGAGUAAACAUAAACGUUUUUUUUUUCAGAGUCUGACCUAGGAUCGGUUAUUUUUUGUUUCGCCUUUAGGUUCAUUUACGUCCCAGCCCAAACAUGGAGGGCGAUACAAAAGGCAGGUCAUCAUCUGUGGGUUUUAUUACAGGCAUCUCAAUAUCCAUUUUUCUAGCAGUUGUGAUGAUUGGGAUCAUUGGGCUCAUAUUUCAUCUCCGCUGCUAUACUGGGUAAGAAUUUGUUACAUUUAUUCCAGUGAUAUAUAUUUUCCUAUAUAUAUGUAUAUCGUAAAGUUCCUAAAGCAGCGCCCUUGUCGAUUUAGUGUGGAUUUAGCCAAUUUGUGAUAUAAAUUGUAGUAUGGAAAGGUAUAUUUAUUUGGGAUUUUUGAGCUAUGGAGACCACAAUUACUAACACUCCAUAAUUCAGACACCCUCAGCGUCGUUGGAAAGGGUCUUUUCAUUUGAAGAUUUUUGGGUGGUCAUAAUUUAAUAGUUCCCUGCCUUCGGUACGGGUGACGUUGUUGAAAGAAAGUUUACCGUCAGUCAGGGAUCUCUGGGAGAAAAUGGAGGACCGCCUUUCUCAAAAUAAUAAUCUUUUUCUAUUCUUUAGAAGUUUCUCGAAGCGCAAGUUAAAAAUCUAAAUUCGUGCUAAAUCGAGCUCAUUUUAUCUUCGUAGAAAGUGGUACAAUGAACAGAAGGAUCAUCAGGUGAGGUGAUUAUAGUCCUACGCUAUGAACAAAAAAUAUCAAAACAAACGUCGAUAAUCACUGUCUAUAUAUUAUCCCAAAGACGUCUCCCUGUGAUUAACUGUCAUCUUCUUAGUACAUGAUCCUGGACAACUUGUGACCAUGGUGGAUUUUGGUAUCUUUGGAUUUCUAAUACCAUUGGUCAACUUGUUGUAUACAAACACUAGCAUCCCUACUGGAGAAAGUAGUUAUAUAUCAAUAGGCGUUUUCACGCUCUUUACAGAAACAGGCGGGAAAGACAAGUUACUGCAUUAUGGAUUCCGUUGAUCCAAAAGUCCAGUACUCUCUGAUCGACGAGGUGCAAGUCAAGACUGAAUCUUUAAAUAUGAAUCUGUAAAUAAACCGCCUUUUAUUUGUCUGUUUUACAGAAAACCGUUAUGAUGAGCGUACAUAGAAACUUAGCAUUCCGCGAGGAUGAUGAAAAUGAGUACAAUUCGCUUACUAUCAGAGCAAAUGGAAUGCGUAAGUAGACACAUUAAGGGUUGAAUGUGUAAUUAGUUUGCGCAAUUAUAAAUAAUCUCAUCAAAAUCAGAAAAUCAACUUUGGAGCUGGGUCAAUUAAUUACACCUCCGGCACUUUUGCUUUUGUUGCAUCUAGAAUCUGGGAAACCAUUCCCCUGAAUUUUUUUAAAAAGAAUAUCUUAUUUAUAACCACUUUUAUAACCAAUAGAAACUUUAUCUUCCAAAAACCCACUCCCCCACCAAGAAAAAAACAUUUAAUUUCCCUGCCCGCUAAUAAUAGUAUAAUAUAUUGUUUUUAUCUAAAAUUGUAAGUACGACUGUUGAGCCUUUUCAUUUUCCUGUCUCCGUUACUUGUAGUUUUAAGUAAAUGUCUACGCCAGUUGCACGAGUGAACAAAUCGAAAGACUUCUAAGCUUCUCUUAUCGCUGCCCACAUUUUACCUUUCAUCAUUUACGCAAUUUGCUUUUCUGUUUUGCUUUUCUGUUCUUGUAAUAUAUUGUAAUGUAUGAAGUAACAUUUUAAUACUGCAAAAAAUUAUAAAUCUGUAUCUGAAUCUGCGUCUUAUGAUAGCAAUUGCUAUAUGCGAUUGGGGCAUGACUGCGUCACUGCAAAUAUAUUCAAAGCAAAGUGAAGUCAUCUUUAGUCAAAGUCAAAGAAAUGCCAAAUGUUAAUUGUACAAUCUAAAUACAACGAUCAUCUUAACAACAAGCAUUAAUGAUUUUUCCCCAGAGCGUUACGCAUCUAUUUACAGCAGGCCACGUAGUCCGGCUGCAUGUGAGGAUAUUGGCGAAAGUCACAUUUACGAGACAAUAGAUGAUCCCGAAGAGGAAAAUGUACGCAGCUCUAAAGAGCCUGUUCCCGAAAAGGAGAUAUCGCUGGAAAGAUUUGAAAAGCCGGUCAUUAGCAAUUUAAAGGCAGAAUGCGACGUUUUUUAUCAACUUCAUCAGAAAGAUGUGCAAAGUUCUCUCCACGAUGGCGCUAUUUCGUCAGGGGGAACAGACCCUCGUAAAGGGACAUAA